UUGUGAGAACCUAAAUUUCAUAUCUUCUAUUUUGUUUGUUCAAGAUUGGGGAUUGUAUGCUGGGAUUAGGGUUUAUUACAUUUUUAAAGGUUUUGAAUCUACUCCCUUGUAGCCACAUAUUUUCAAUUUGUUCACUCAUAUUUUCUGGUUCUUUUUUUUAACUUCAAUAGCAAAGGUUUUGCUCCUGUAGAGAUUCCUCUUUCCUGGCCUACUAUCUAUUCUCUUCCUUCUUUUUAUGACCAAUGAUUAAGACAACUGGAAAAAUAUCUAACGCUAUCUUUUAGAUGUAUGUUGCUGUACAAUCCUGUUCAGUUAGCAGAUUUCUCCGGCACUGCCCUUCUAAUGCCACUAGCUGAGGAGCUGAUCAGGCUUUGUGCAAAAUAUGUUGCUGUACAUAUUUUGCAGCUGCUUCAGCAAGCCGGGGAUGGAUGGUAUACUACUCGGUAUCUGUUUGAUAUUCUGCAUCAUUCUCAUCCUUUCAGGUGCUUCCUGGAUAGUUUAAUAUCCAGUCAAGAAGACUGCAAUGGCUUUAGGAGAAGCCCUGUUUGAUGAAGAGCUCGGCAAACCUAUAGGGCAGAUUGUUGCCGUAUGCGGCCGCAACCAGAUACUGAGUUCCACAUUGCAGUCAAUUAAGUGGAGGGUCCCUGUGAAGAUUAGAGGAUUUGAGACCCAGAUGGAGAAAUGGAUGGGUGCUUGUGAUUGUAUCAUAACAAAGGCAGGGCCUGGUACAAUUGCUGAGGCAUUGAUCAGGGGACUUCCUAUCAUCCUCAAUGACUUCAUACCUGGACAGGUUUGAAUGCAAGUACUAGUCUACGGAUAAAUCUAUGAGGGUGGAUGCAUGAUAUUAAUAGGGAUGAAUCAAUCAUAUGUUCAUGGAAAUUCUUCUCUGGAUCUUCUAUAAUAUGGCCCUUUCAACUGGAGCUGUGGUAUCUUGUCAUAAGGAUGGUUCCAGACUGGAGGUUUUGUUGUUUUGUGCUACAGUAUUAGCCAGUUUGCUUGCUGGUUGCCUUAUGUAUAUUUGUGCGUAUAUUAUCACAAAGCUGAUGAGCUGAUUCAAGGAGCUAAAUGAACAAGCUCAAAAGCUUAUGGGCAUAUUCGUUUGCUGCAUGUAUGAUUUAAAGUUCUUCUGAAACUAGUUUCAUGAGAUUCAGGCACAAAA
Molecule: messenger RNA, 1159 nt
Organism: Phoenix dactylifera (date palm)
Lineage: Eukaryota; Viridiplantae; Streptophyta; Magnoliopsida; Arecales; Arecaceae
Source: RefSeq, a predicted model, not a curated record